Messenger RNA from Heterostelium album PN500, 1152 nucleotides. RefSeq lists its product as uncharacterized. Lineage: Eukaryota; Evosea; Eumycetozoa; Acytosteliales; Acytosteliaceae. The record is from RefSeq and is a predicted model, not a curated record. The annotation marks the transcript as partial. The transcript has 3 exons.
AUAUUCAUCUCAAUCAAAUCAAUGAUUAAAUUUGUUCAAAUCGUUAGAAAUAUAAAGAUUGAAAUGAAUACGGUGUCCACAGUGAUUCUUGUAGUCGAUGCAGACCGAACGACACACCGGCUUGGCACGUCCGGCAUUGGUACACGCCACACAGCCUCGCGAACACGUGAAGAACGCGCGCGUGUGGAAACAGUCGAUGUCACGGUCACUCGUUGGGUUGUCGAUGUAGUGCGCUUUCAUCAGGUUGUCCGCAUCGAGACAGGCACGCAUCGACAUGAUACUCGAGGCAUUCGACGAAAGACCGCAGAACUUGAGGUUGGGCGGCACCUGCUGGCACUGAGGAGUGGGUGCCGACGUGUCGAGAGGCACGCCAUCGCGCAGUCCGUCCAACGGCUGGCUUCCGUUGCCACCUUGGUUGGCCGACGCCACGCCGCAAUCGCCGUUGUCAUACUGGCAGUUGAAUGUGUUGCACUCGUAGUCGCAGUAGCCGUUGCCAAGCAUCGAGAGCUGGCAGCCGGGAUCGCAAGUCGAUCCGUGGAUAUUGCCUGUGUUUUGCGCGUCGCAAUCGCCACCGUCGUAGUUACACUCUUUGACGUUGCACUUUGCCAUACACCAUUUGUCGCCGACCAUGUUGAUCGGACAGCCUUUUGCACACUCCUUCUUGUCGACGCCGUAGUUACGACAGUCGCCGCCAUCGAACAGACACUCCUUCACGUAGCACGCCAUGUCACAGACGCCGUCUUUGAUGGUGGUCGGCGAGCAGCCAGGACUGCACUCGGUGCUGUUGAUAUUCAGUGGAUUGGGUGGCUUCUCGCAGUCGCCAUUGUCGUAGUUGCACGCCGCCGUUUUGCAUUCCGGAUCGCACUCGCCGUCACCAAUAUAGCCCGAGUAGCAGCCCUCCGAGCAAGUGUCUUGCGCUUCCUCCUGCUUGAAGAUGCAAUCGCCAUCGUCGAAACUACACUCGAUCACCUGACACUUGGGGUCGCACUGGCCAUUGUAGAUCAUUCCCCAGGUGCAGCCCGGCGCGCACUCGAUCGACGUGAUAUUACAAUCGCCGCCAUCAAAGAGACACUCGGUCACAUUGCAACGCGGUGUGCAAAUUCGAUCGUUGAUCAUCGCCUUCAAACAGCCAAUGGCGCACUCCUCCGGUAG